AUGAAUAUGGCGUCCACUACUGGCGCUAUUCAAAAGCUGCUGAACUGGGCGUCUGGGCAAGACCGGCAGGCGAAGUUGCAGCUUCGCUACCUGGAGAUCACCAAGCGGACCCAGCCACCUCCGAAGCUCUCUGUGGGCCCCAGUCACAAGCUGCCCAACAAUUACUACUGUACUUGUGAUGGCCGCCAGGAAGUUGUGCCUCCCUCUAUCAUCAUGUCCUCACAAAAGGCCCUAGUGUUGGGCAAGACAGCUGAGAGUUCUGCUGUAGCAGCCAUUGAGAAGAGGGCAGUGACACCUGAUCCUCCCAUGGAGAGGUAG
Rattus rattus (black rat) is the source of this 318-nucleotide messenger RNA. Its product is annotated as NADH dehydrogenase [ubiquinone] 1 alpha subcomplex subunit 7-like. Lineage: Eukaryota; Metazoa; Chordata; Mammalia; Rodentia; Muridae. Gene Ontology annotation, biological process: mitochondrial electron transport, NADH to ubiquinone; ATP synthesis coupled electron transport. The coding region runs from base 1 to 318 and encodes 105 amino acids. The transcript has a single exon. Gene Ontology annotation, cellular component: mitochondrial inner membrane. The record is from RefSeq and is a predicted model, not a curated record.